AAGCAAUGAAGGGAAGCUAAGGCGUAUAACAGCAAACAUUUCUGAGAUAAAAAAACGCAAACUUAUGUAAGAACGCCUCCGCAAUGCAUCAGUUUACCCAAUUUUCUUCUGUAUUCUGAUUGGCUGUGUACUAGUUUACAUUACCACUGUAGAUUUUGUUUCUUCUUUUGAUGUACACGAUGCCGCCAAUUACAUGCUGCACAUUUCUACUUUUAAUCACUUUACAUGGGAUUUUCACUUUUCCUAGUUCACGAGAUGAGUAUACGAUUCGUAUGCCAGGAGUUAGGACAACACAGGAUGAUGAAUACUGGUGUUAUUCACAACGAGUUGACAAUGACACAUUUUAUAUAACUAAAUUCGAGCCACUGUAUGAUCCUGAAUUAGCGCAUCAUAUGAUCUUAUUUUCAUGUGAAAAACCUGGAUCAGAAAAUCAUUUAUGGAGAUGCGAUGAAAUGUCUACUAAUACAUCACCUGUAUGCGAAGGAACUCCAGAAAUUGUAUUUGCAUGGGCGAUGGGAGCUCCAUCAUUUAAAAUGCCAGAAGGUGUGUCGUGUAAAGUUGGCUUGGGAACUCCAAAGAAAUACUUGGUCUUGCAAAUUCACUAUAAAAGUUCAGCCUCAUUCGAGUCAGAUGAGAAUAAAGUAGAUACGAGUGGAAUAAGACUUACUGUACAAACGACACCAACCAAUAAAUUGUCUGGGGUAUAUCUACUAGUUAGCGGUGGUAAAGUUCUACCUAAACAGACAACUAAACUUGAAAUGAGUUGCACGUAUACAGGCCAAGCUACACUUCACCCAUUCGCCUACCGCGUUCAUGCACACAGCCAUGGCGUUCUGAAUGAAGGAUACGUUCUUGAGGACAAAAAUAAAUAUUUGAUUGGAUCCAAAUCACCGCAAGUUCAUCAGACAUUUUAUCCAGUGGAGAACAAAUCGCUUGAAAUACAUAAUGGUGAUAACAUUGCAGCAAUGUGCAUCAUGAAAAAUGAUGAAGAUAAAGUUAUCCCAAUGGGAAGUACACGUCAGGAUGAAAUGUGCAACUUCUACGUGAUGUACUGGGUUGAUAAAGACAAUGAGGAUCAGCUGUAUGAUGAAAAAAAUCAAAUUUGCUAUGUCGGUGACGAAUCGGAUAUUGAGAAUGAAAUGAAAAAUAUGUAUGAAUUAUCCAGUUCACAAUUCCCCUGGACAGAUUUUGAUUUUCAAGCUGAAGUAGACGAUGAACCUUUAUUUGAAUUUAACUGAUUUCAUCAACUGACAACCGUUGAUAGCAUAAGAUAUACAAAAACAGUAACUCAGAGUUUUGCCAUUUGAAAAGCUGCUAUUAAUUUCUGUGAUGUGUCCAUUUGUGUUUGUCUUUGCAUUGGUCAUAUUUUGUAUCGUAUUAUUUUGUGAACAUUUGUCUCUGUUGAAUUUUUAUUUGUGCACAUUUUUUGGCAUUGUUUAACUUCUCUUUCGACUGGUUCUUCUUUGGAAUUCUUUUUUAUUUAUUAACAUUCUAUAAUUUAAGAGAUUUCAGUUGGUUUUUUUUGUUUCUAUUAACAGUAUUACUUAAAUAUAUUACACUCAUCCAACUGUUUUCUAUUGCAAAAAUAUUGAAAACAAAGUUGUCUUAUCUUUUGAUUUAAUGCUUUGUGAGGGUUGAGAUGAAAAAUGAGUUUCAUG
Trichobilharzia szidati is the source of this 1658-nucleotide messenger RNA. The record is from the annotation of a GenBank genome assembly. NCBI's taxonomy places the organism in Eukaryota, Metazoa, Platyhelminthes, Trematoda, Strigeidida, Schistosomatidae.